Messenger RNA from Phragmites australis (common reed), 1546 nucleotides. RefSeq names its product cardiolipin synthase (CMP-forming), mitochondrial-like. The record is from RefSeq and is a predicted model, not a curated record. Gene Ontology annotation, cellular component: membrane; chloroplast envelope. The transcript is spliced from 7 exons. Gene Ontology annotation, molecular function: CDP-diacylglycerol-glycerol-3-phosphate 3-phosphatidyltransferase activity. Lineage: Eukaryota; Viridiplantae; Streptophyta; Magnoliopsida; Poales; Poaceae. Gene Ontology annotation, biological process: glycerophospholipid biosynthetic process. The coding region runs from base 158 to 1135 and encodes 325 amino acids.
GGCGUCCCAUCAACCGCCUUUGUUGCCCCCCAAGUUUAGGAGACCCCUUCCGAACACCAUCCAAUGCUCGCGGUACACGCACACGCCUACGCCGCCCACCUUUCCCCCAACCCCAACAAGAAGGUGGAGGGAGGGAGGAAUCGGAUCAAUCCGCUCCAUGCCCCCAUCCGUCGCCACCCACGCAUCGCUCCUCCUCUUCAGAGCCGCAGCCGCCGGGCCCGCCCACCUCCACCCCAAGCCCUUCUUCUCCCCCCGCGCGGCCGCCAGGAUCCCCGCUCCCCGCACCCCAGUCUCGACGGCCUGCGGCCGCCGCCCGCCGACGGCCACUGUCGCCGCCGCGAGCUGCUGGUUCCGGCGGCCUCCGGCGGCCGCGUCAGCGCGGGGGCUGUGCGCCGCGCCGCAUUCUGGCGGUGGGGCCGGCGGUGAGGUGAUGGGAUCUGACGGGGCGGCGGGGAGGAGGAGGCGGGUGCCCAAGGAGGCGCCGGCGGUGAACGGGAUGUCGAAGGAGAUGCCGCCGUCCUCUGCGCCGCCGGGGCCACCCAGGCUGCUCACGCUGCCCACCGUGCUCACCAUCGGCCGCGUCGCCGCCGUGCCGCUCCUGAUAAGCACUUUCUACAUGGAGGAUCCUUGGGCAGCAACUGCCACUACUGGCAUCUUCCUUGCUGCCGCAGUCACUGAUUGGCUGGAUGGUUAUAUUGCUAGAAAGAUGCAGUUAGGAACACCUUUUGGUGCAUUUCUUGAUCCUGUGGCCGACAAGCUUAUGGUAGCCGCAACAUUAGUCUUGCUGUGCACCAAACCUUUGGAAACUUCACUUCUCAGGGAUGGGCCAUGGCUUCUAACAGUUCCUUCCAUUGCUAUCAUUGGGAGGGAGAUUACAAUGUCAGCUGUUAGAGAGUGGGCUGCUUCUCAGAAUAGCAAAGUUCUUGAGGCUGUGGCAGUUAACAACUUAGGGAAGUGGAAGACUGCGACACAGAUGACAGCAUUGACUCUCCUUCUUGCCAGCAGAGACCCAAGUCUACCUGGGCAAGGUCUUUUAGUUACUCCUGGUGUUGCUUUGCUUUAUGUAUCCGCUGGACUUGCAAUAUGGUCCCUAGUGGUGUACAUGAGAAAGAUAUGGCGGAUACUUCUAAAAUAGCAUUAGCCUAUAGUGUAAUAGAAGAAGCAGAAGCAAGGUGAUAUUCCGUUCAUGAUCAUACAAUUUUUGGAAGAUGGUUGAGUUGAUUGAUGGUCUGGAGCUGGUUGUGAUCCUCAGUAACUUAUGUGUCAUCUGUGUUUGGUGGAUUAGCCACUGAAUUUGCUGAGCAUGCUGGUAUCUUUUUAGAAACACUACAUAGCACGUAGCAUGUUGCUGAGGGGAUUACUUAAGCUAUUUGGGAGCCAUCACAGCUUGUGUGUUGGACACCGGGUGUGAUAGAGUUGUAAGUCGACGAUGCAAAAUAUUGUACCGUAUACGAACACAAAACCAGGGGGUUUGUGUGUGUGGAGUUUCUACCAUUGUAAUUUACCCAUGAUACAAUAUGUCAGGAGCACAAAAUUAUUCCUUGCA